AUGGAAUUUAUUAAAAUAAAAACAGAAGUGAGAUGUAAAAUAAUAAAAACUUCAUAUAACUCACUAAUAAUGAAGACAGAAUCUGGACACAUAGCUCAUUUGAAACAUGUUAACUUAAAAAUAGAUCCAAAUUAUCAAGUUGGUGAAUAUUUAGAUUGUAUCGUUACAGGCUAUUCAGAUAACGGUUUAAUAGUCUCAUUAAAAUAA
This is a messenger RNA of Hepatospora eriocheir, 207 nucleotides long. NCBI's taxonomy places the organism in Eukaryota, Fungi, Microsporidia, Hepatosporidae. The record is from the annotation of a GenBank genome assembly.